AUGGCCUCAGAUUUGGAGGAGCUUAUCUUCAACCCAGCUGCUUCACACUCGGCUGAAAACCGCCCCAAGUACAGUUGGCGUCUGGGAGAUUGGACCACGUGUAGUUCGUCCUGUGGCAGCAGAGGCACUCACCUGAGGAGAGUUCGCUGUGUGUCUGUCCUGGGCAAAGACGUGCCCCCCUCCAUGUGCCAGCACCGCCCCAAACCCCUCAGCUCCCCGGUGCCGUGUAACACCCAGGACUGCCCCCCCAGAUGGGCCGUGUCAGAGUGGUCGAAGUGCUCUGCCUCUUGUGGUGAGGGGGUGAAGAGCAGACAGGUGGUGUGCCAGCAGCUGGAUGCCCGGGGCACCACCAGGACCCUGCCAGCCCGCGCCUGUGAGGGCACCCCCCGACCUGCGCCCACCCACAACUGCACCUCCCACAACUGCCCCAUCUGGGUCACCAGCCCCUGGGGCAAGUGCUCGGGGCGCUGUCUGAGCCCCUCCUCAACGGUCCAGAAGAGGUCCGUCCUGUGUCAGCAUCUAAACGGGACCUCCCACUCCGACUGUGAUCAGAGCAGAAGACCCCCCUCGGUGCGUAACUGCUCCUCUGACCUGUGCAGCGUGCAGUGGCACCCCGGGCCAUGGGGGGGCUGCAGCGUGCCCUGUGGCAGCGGCUUCCAGUCCCGCAGAGUGGACUGUGUGCACCUCCGGACAGGACGGACCCUCGCCCAACAGCACUGCGCCUGGAUACAGAGACCCCCGACCUGGCAACACUGCUCCUCCAACAACUGCACCGGACAGGGUGAGUGCAGAGACAACACUCAGUACUGCAGUGUGGUGCGGAAGCUCAGCCUCUGCCACUCUCCCAUGUACAAACACAGAUGCUGCCAAUCCUGUUCACAGGACGUCGACUCCACCUAGUGGCGGCCAGCAGAACUACAUACACUACCUUUUAUGAACUGAAGGACUGAGAGAGAGAGACUCCUCAGGGGCGGUUAAACAGAUGGAUUACGUUGGGAGGUUUUGGGGUUUGGACCUGAGAAAUGAACUAAGAAAGACUGGAUCAUCUUUGGUACGGCUGCCCUACACCACCACUCAACCAGCAUUCACUCCCUCCUCCUACAAGGGGCCUUCACGAAAAAAUGUGUCGCUACCCACCCUGAAUAUUUCAUGACAAACAAUUAGUCUGCUCCCUGACAAUCUCCCAGAGGAGGGAGAGAGAAACGCAUAUA
This is a messenger RNA of Boleophthalmus pectinirostris (great blue-spotted mudskipper), 1211 nucleotides long. RefSeq names its product ADAMTS-like protein 3. The record is from RefSeq and is a predicted model, not a curated record. Gene Ontology annotation, biological process: extracellular matrix organization. Gene Ontology annotation, molecular function: metalloendopeptidase activity. Bases 1 to 900 code for a protein of 299 amino acids. The transcript is spliced from 6 exons. NCBI's taxonomy places the organism in Eukaryota, Metazoa, Chordata, Actinopteri, Gobiiformes, Gobiidae. Gene Ontology annotation, cellular component: extracellular matrix.